Molecule: messenger RNA, 2672 nt
Organism: Pogona vitticeps (central bearded dragon)
Lineage: Eukaryota; Metazoa; Chordata; Lepidosauria; Squamata; Agamidae
Gene: RDH5
Product: retinol dehydrogenase 5
Biological process (GO): retinoid metabolic process; steroid metabolic process
Cellular component (GO): intracellular membrane-bounded organelle
Molecular function (GO): all-trans-retinol dehydrogenase (NAD+) activity
Source: RefSeq, a predicted model, not a curated record
AUCUUAGCAGACAUUCCAUCGGACCAAUCUGCACUAAAGGUGAAGAGCCCCUGGGUUAGAGGUUGGUUUAGGGCUGGGAAAGUCUAGCUUUAAAUUCCAAGAUAGGCACCUGUGAAUUAACAGUUCUGUGAGUACAGGCUAGUUCCUGUCUCUCAGCCCGAACCUGCUACCUCUCAGGCUUGUUGUGAGGAUCACUGGUUGACAGGCAAACCAUGCCCAUGGUGGAUGGAAUAUAAAGAGGAGUGAAAAACUCUCCACUGUUUCCAGAUUGCAUGGUUUGACCUCGUUUUAGCUUGCUGUGUGUGCCACACACUGUUUCUCGGGCAGGGUUCAAGGAGACUUGGUCCCUUUGUCUUGCUUCCUAACACAUCAGUUUUUUUGUUUUUUCAGUCAAGUGAUCAUUCCCUACUUCUUCACACAGACACACCUCUUGUUUUUUUCUUGGGCUCUCCAGACUUUUAAUCGGAAUAUAGAUGAGUGGAAAUGGUCUGAGCAGAUUUUCAUUCAGCCGGCACCAAGAAUUAAAUGCUAGGCUGAGUUCCUGCCCCGGGUCUCCGUCAUCAGGGAGCUGAUUGGGGAGGGCUCUGGCCUCUCCCCCUCCGUGGACUUUGGCUAAGAGCUGGACUUUUUUCCUGCUCUGUUGUGCAGCAGCAGCAGCCGAGAAGCAGGGUAUAGUGUCCCAAGCACAAGCGUGAGUAGCUGCUUCUUUUUCCAGGGUCUGGCUGAAGCUGUUGAGAAGGCCUCCAGCAAGACGUUAGGAUGUGGUGCUCCGUGCUGCUCGUCAGCCUCCUCUGGAUCGUGAUCUGGUUCAUUCGUGACCGUCAGACUUUAAGUUCCUUCAAGGAUAAGUAUGUUUUCAUCACAGGCUGCGAUUCAGGUUUUGGGAACCUGUUAGCCAAGCGGCUGGACAAGAAGGGCUUCCGGGUGUUAGCCGGCUGCCUGACUCAGAAAGGGGCCGACAACCUCCAGCGGGCCAGUACGCCCAGCCUGCGCACCGUCCUGAUCGACGUCACCAAUUCCGAGAGCAUCCGCAAAGCCGUGGAGUGGGUGAAGGGCGAAGUGGGCGAUAAAGGGCUUUUUGGUCUGGUGAACAACGCUGGUGUGGCCAAUCCAAUUGGCCCAACAGAGUGGAUGAAUGUGGAUGAUUACCGCAAGGUCAUGGCUGUCAACACUUUUGGGGUGAUUGAAGUAUCUUUGGCCUUCCUGCCUCUGCUGAAACGAGCACGUGGCCGUGUGGUCAACACCUCCAGCGUCUUGGGUCGCCUCUCAGCCAAUGGUGGUGGCUAUUGCAUUUCCAAAUACACCAUCGAGGCCUUCUCUGACAACCUCAGGAGGGACUUGUACCAUUUUGGAAUCAAGGUCUCCAUUGUGGAGCCAGGCUUCUUCAAGACGGCCGUGACCAAUCUUGACUCCAUAGAGGCUUCCUUGCGGCAGCUCUGGGACCGCAUGGAUCCGGAGGCCCGACAGAGCUAUGGAGAAGACUUCUUUUCAAACUAUCUGAAAGUUCAGAAGUUCAUAAUGAAUAUCAUCUGUGAUCCAGACCUUAGCAAAGUGACGAACUGUAUGGAGCAUGCGCUGGAGGCCAAGCAUCCUCGCACCCGUUAUAGUGCUGGUUGGGAUGCCAAGUUUGUAUGGCUGCCAGCCUCUUAUCUACCUGCCUUCAUAGUGGACAUUGCUCUGGCUAUCAUUCUACCAAAGCCAGCCCAUCGGGUGCGCUAGACUCCAAAGGCCCUCCUUUUACCCAGGACCAAAGUCUGUGGGUCCAACUCUCAAAUCGGCCACAUUUCCCAAGAAAAUAUGGAGAAAUAAAGAUGAUGAUGUAAUCAGCAAGAGAAAGCUGUUGCCGUCCGCUCCUCUUCCACAGGUUUAUAGGGAACAACCAAAACUACCCAUUUUAUAAGAAGCCACAGUAUUAUAGAUCAGGACUGGGGAGUGGGGGAGGAAGGUGGGUCAUAGUGGGAUGUGCAGCAACAAAGGUUUUAACUCCUAAAUGGGUUAACAACGGCAGCAAGAAAAUGAUGUGCCCAAAUUAAACUGUUGGAAUGAAGAUUAAAGUAACCAGUAGUCUAUCUUUGUGUGACUUAAUUGUGAACGACACUCAUCCCCCCACCACCCCCGUCCUUUUGUCCUUCUAAGGAGCCUGCAUGGAGGAUAUAUAUCCGGGAUUUCCUAACAAUUCUCCUGAGAAUGAAGAAGGUACUUGGAUGAGUAGCCAAAUGUUUCAAGAAGUCCAGUUGCCAUGAGUCAACUUCUAGAAAACUACACUCAGUUUUCAUUCUCAAAACAAAUUCCUGGGCUCAGACUUGUGUAACUCAGAGUGUAUUUUUGCACCAAGCCCUGGUCAGUUGUUGCUGAAGUUUUAGUUUGUUUUGUUUUCUUUCAGCAAAUCCCUGAAGGUGUUCCCACAUCAAUCCAAGAAAUACAAGGAAUUGUGUUUCUAGUGAGCCUAGUAGAAGCAAACAAUAAGUAGGAUCAGAGGGGGCAAUAAAAAAGAAUUUGAGAAUGAUGCUAGAAAAUCAUAGCUACAGCAUCCAUCUGAAACGCUACAAAAAGGAAAUCUGGACAUUACAUGGCAAAUUAAUAGUAGGAGGCUAUACCAAGCCCGGCCAAAAUGGAAGCCAUGGGCUACAGGUUUUCCCCAGAGAAUUUCUCUACCCAUCUCAUGGGCCUUU